AUGCCCAAUAUGACAGAAAACCUGGAACCUGAUGUCACUGACGCCUUGGCAGAUAUUGGAUCUAAGCCAAGUGAUAGCGUUUCCGAUGAUGAUGGGGAUGAUGAUGAUGAUGGUGAUGUUGGGGAUACUGACACAGCCGCCAAUGAGCCUAUCACUCCUCCUUCUUCGGAAGAAACGCUGAUACCAUCCCCGGCCAGCGUGGACAAAGAAGACGCACCAGCAACAGAGGUUUCCCAAAACGAGGAGAACGAGCCCAAUAGCUAUCAUCUUCCCAUGUCCGACACAUAUGUGGACGAAAUUGAGCAAAGUACCGACGAGGAUGGGCAUGUCAACGUUAGCAGCGACACUGGAAUCCUUAACGACGUCAAAGGAAUGGACGAUGCCGCUAUUGAGAGUGAAUAUGAUGGAAUUCUGUAUACUGCGAGUUUUGAAGGGACCGAUGAUACAACAGACGAAGUGAUGGCCAAAGUGAAAGAUGAUGCCAUUCAGCCUAUCGGCGAGGAUAAUGAACCCGACAAUGGUUCAUCUAUUGCGGAAGACGAUGGACCUGAAAAUGAACCGAAAUCAGCAGAUUAUGAUGAAUCUAAACCAUUGGAUUGUACAGAAAAAGAAGAUGCACGACUGCCUAGCAAGAAUGACGAGAAUGUUCUGGAAAACCACUUGGCAUCAACCGAAAACCAAGCACCCUCUUCGGCAGCAUUUACGGGAGCAGACACAGCCGACGCGAUACAGUCCAACAAUAUGGACAAGGAAGUAGAAUCGUCUGAGGCGUCAAAUGACAAGGGAGACUCGGAAUCCACCUCUGUGGCCGACCAGCCUGAAAACGUCGACGAUCCUUCAGAGCCGACCUUUGAGGAGAGCACCGAAGCAGCAUCCGCAUCAGAUCGUGCCGAAACUCAAGAAGCAGCACCAGAACUGGACGACAAGGUUGAAGAAAUAACUUCCACUACCGAGGAUAGAGAAGCAGCAAUUGGCGCAGAGAUCGAUAGCGAUAAUGAAGAACAUGAUGAUCACGACGAGCCCAUCAUUCAUAAUGCUGAACCAUUGCAGCCUGAAGCAGAAAACGAGAAGGAAGAAUCAUCGGUGCACAUAGUAUUGGAUGAUAUAAUAGAUACCACAUCUGACAAGGGAGGAGUCGUCAACGAAUCCAAUUUUGCAACAUCGGAUCUCGACUUGGAAGAAGGCGACGGCGCUAUCGAUGUCACUGGUGACACUGAUCAGAAUGGAUACCUGCACGAAAACCAAGCAAACGAUUUGCAGGAAAGCAAAGACAAUUUGGAGAGCCCUUCGAACAAUGGAAGCGUUGAUGGUGAUAAGAACACGAUGGAAGGAGGCAGAGAUGCAUCCCGGCAAGAGCAGGCUAUCAACAAUGAAUCUUCGCUUGUGCACACUGGAAACAAAAGUCGAUCUGCUCCUUCUCCGGACAGUGAUUUUUCUUCGUGGAGAGGGACCGUGAUCGGCCUUUCGGUAUGCUUCUUCCUUAUCAUUGUGGCGCAAGGCAUUACGAUUGGUAUCCUGUCCAAUCGAAAUGACGAUGACAGUCCCAUGACUACGAACGAUCGAGGCAUUGGAUCUAGUCCAACCAAUUCUCCUACUGCCGAAAUCCCGCCGACUAAAGCACCGACAGUGACUCCAACAAUGGCGCCAAAUUCAGAAACAGGCUUUCGGUCUAUAGCCAAUGAUCCCAGAGCAGUUCGACUAGAGCUCAUUUCUGAAUGCAGUGAGGUUUGCACCGAAUCUUUUGCUGUUCCUGCUGCCUUUGACUUUCGCUGGAGUGACUCAGAAUUUGUAAGGCUCAUGUCAAUAUCGAGCAACGGAAACAUAAUACUGGAAUGCGAUUUAUCUGCUCCAUGCGGAAUCAUUGAAACCCUUGGGUACUCACUCGGAAUGAAUGUUGAUACAUCUGUUCAUGGGGAAAUUUUCGUUUUACCAGAAAUAGAGAACGAUGACAUUAGUACAACUCGGCAAGCUCCAAGCGCAAGGUUGCCAAAAUUGACGGUAUCUUGGGAGAAUUUACAACUUUCCGCCGAGUUUGCCACUGAAAAAGAAUUCCAAGUCAGUGCACAGGCUAUAUUAUCAGAAGGAAAGAUCGAAAUAUGUUAUGGAGAAGGGAAUAUUCAUGGAGGCUUCCUCGUUGCCUCAUUUCUGAAUAUUACUCAGGGCACUUCCGCCCAGUACCCAGACGGCGAUCCAUUCUCCGCUGACGAUCUUCCGGUUGCAGAUCGAUAUCCAACCAACCAAUGCUUCGAGUUCGAGGACAGCGACGACGAUGACAUCGACGCAUUGACAAUGUAUCCGACACCGUCGUCUACUGAGAUUCCCGGCAAUACACCUUUCCCAACAACUAUGGCUCCAACCAAUCCAACAUUUGGCGUUUUUGUGCCCUUGGCAUCGAUAGAAGAUGCAAUCCCGCUCACAAGUGUAUCAAACUGCGACGAUUGUUCAGAGAGCAUCGAGCUUCCGACUGAGUAUAUGUGGGACGGAAAGUAUCCAGUGUCGUCCCUCUCGAUUUCCAGCAACGGCUUCCUUGCACUGGUUGGAAGUGACGGAUUGACAGAAUACGUGAGGAUUAAUGUCAUUUCAAUGGACCUAGAUACCAGCCGUGACAAUGAAAGCAACGUUCGAUACUUCCGAAGGGAGCCAUCUGGCGUGACUUUUGUUUCAUGGGAAAACAUGAAAAUUUUUGACCCUUCCAAUACUGACAACUCUCGCCUUAAUGGGCAGGUUCUAAUACAUCCCGAAGGACGAAUCGACAUAUGCUGGGGUGAGAUGUUUCUGGAAAACGAAUUUUUAGACUUCGACUCCAACAUUUAUGGGUAUGUAGACGGACGAAACUUUUAUGCAACCGGUCCAAAUUUUGAUUCGUUUGGUCAAUCAAAUGGAACGAGUGCUCCCCAGAAUACUUGUCAAACACUUGUCGGCGAUAAGGGACAAACUGUCUCAGCAUUGUACUCCAAUGAGUUCAUGUAUCUGUCUGCCAUUUCAGGAUCUGAAAGGUUGGAAGUGGUAUCGACAUUUGACGACAACGAGCAGAUUGUUGAACUCGAUGUGCCUAUUCGUUGGGUGCAAGAUACCUUCACCGAUCGCUUACUUGUCACUAGCAACGGAAUGAUUCGUGUUGAUGGGUGUCCCACCGAGAGUUCAGAAUGUGGGGAAAUUGCAGUAGCUUCUGCAGAUCUGGAUCCAUCAACCAGUGGUGAUGUGUGGUUCUUAGAUGCUACGCAGCUAGAGGCCAAACCUGCGUUGCUUGAUCCAAAUGUCCUUUAUGUCAUCUCUUGGGAAAAUGUCUCGGUGUUCUCGUUUCCUUCCAGUCGCAUCAAUGCACAGGCUUUGUUCUAUGAAAACGGCACUAUUGAAAUAUGUUUUGGCAUGGCGGAAUCGUAUGAAAUUUCAAUUUUUGCCGGUGUCUUUGAUCGUCGAUUCAACAUAGAAGAACCAGCGUGGGGCGAAGAAGUGUUUUCGUUUGGUGGUUUCACUGAGGAUGGCGUGUGGCCUACCGGAUUGUGCCAAUCAUUCUAUGUGACUACAGCUACCGGCACAACGCAGCCGGGCCCAACAUUGCCUCCGAUAUCGCUACCGACGCUUUCGCCAACGGAUGCUCCUGCCCCAAGAUGUAUGCCAACAUCUGGUGCUUGUGUGUCGACAGAGUCAGCGCUGACCAGAGAACUGAACGAAGCUCGUGAAGGAGCCACCAUUGCGCUCUGUGGUGACAUGGGAAUCUUGCGAACGAUCAGCGUGGUGAAGUCCAACAUGACUCUGUGCUGCCUCCGAGAAUCUUCCUGGUGCGCACUAGAUGGCGCAUAUGAAACACAGAUCAUGUCAGUAUCGGGUGCGGACUUCACUGUGACUGGUAUCCACUUCCAGAAUGGGUUCUCCAAUCAAAACGGUGGGAACUUGGCUAUUGAUGCGCCUGGGCACCACAAUAUCAGAAACUGUCAAUUUGUCGGAGGACAAACCUCAUUCAUGUUUGGCGGAAAUCUAUUUGUUGCUAAUGGCGACUCGAUUUCUAUUUCAGAUAGCAACUUUGAUGUCGGCGUUUCGCCACUUGGCGGGAGUGGAGUCGCAUUUGAAAACACUUGGUCCGCAGAAAUCAGAAAUUCACAGUUUCGAAAUAAUUUUGGGCAAGGUGCCGGGGGUGGUGUAUUGGUGCAUCAUACCUUCGAUUCUAUGCUCGCCGAUUCAACGACACAGCAGCUGUAUAUUGAAAAUUCCAGAUUUGAAGAAAACUCAGCAGAAAUUGGAGGUGGUUUGGCGGUUCAAGAUGUUGAUUCAAUCAAUAUGACAGUACUGGACACAGUGUUCGCCUUCAAUGUUGCAUCAAUUGUUGGGGGGGCCCUAUCCGUCACUGGUACAAAUUCAACUGUAGCUACGAUUCGAAGAAAUUCUGGGGUAGGAAACUCUGAUGCUUCGUCUACCUGCCAAGGCUUCUACUUUGAUGAGAACACUGACUAUGACGGUGGACUAUGCUUUGGUACUGAAGAGAGUAUUCUGAUAUCCGAUGAUGAUUUCCCACCAGACCAAACUGGGAUUCCCACCGGAAACCCAGGUGCAGUACCUACAUGUACUAGGAGUCUUCCUGUUUGUGCGGAGACAGAGGGCGACCUCAACUCCAUGCUUUUGAAUGCCCAGCCAAAUGAGGUCAUAUCACUUUGUGGUGGGAUGGUAUACGUAUCUGAAACGCUUCAAGUCUCACAACCCAACAUUACUAUUUGCUGUGAAGCAUAUCCAAGAUGUACGCUGUCUGGCACAAAUUUGACUGCACCGAUCAUGUCGGUUACUCAAGGUGGCAAUUUCACAGCCGUUGGACUUCGCUUCCAGAGCGGAAUGAAUGUUGAAAACGGGGGCAAUCUCAUAAUUGACGCUCCGGGAUACCAUUCGAUCCAGUUUUGCGAAUUCUCCAGCGGUUUCUCCGAAUCAUAUGGCGGUAGCUUGUACGUUGGCAAUGCCAAUUCUGUAUCUAUCACACACAGCCAAUUCAAUUCAGGAAUGGCGAUUGGUGGCGGUGCGGCCGCAUUCGUUGAUACAACUGUAGUAUCUAUAGAAGAGAGUGAAAUUGUGGACAACUCGGCGAGAUUCGAAGGAGGCGGAUUCUUCUUCCUGAGCAAUGAGGAAAACUCAGACAUGAGAGUUCGGAUUGUUGGGACAACUUUCGAAGGCAACUCGGCGACAGAAGGAGGCGGCGGCUUUGCUUUGCUCGGAAGAGGUUCAGUGCAAUUCACACUUUUAGAAUCUUGGUUCUACGACAACGAUUCGUCAGCGGAAGGAGCAACAGGAAAGAUAUCCGUUAGCAGCGUCUUGAACGCAACCUUCCAAGGAAACUAUGGAGACUUCAACGUGGACACCACAAACCUUUGCGAGUGGAUCUUCAUUGAAAAUGAGUCUGGAGGAGUAUCAGACUUGUGCUUCGAUGUAAACUCGGAGGCAUUUUUACCGUAA
Molecule: messenger RNA, 5436 nt
Organism: Cylindrotheca closterium
Lineage: Eukaryota; Bacillariophyta; Bacillariophyceae; Bacillariales; Bacillariaceae
Source: the annotation of a GenBank genome assembly